This is a messenger RNA of Schistocerca americana (American grasshopper), 705 nucleotides long. RefSeq names its product pacifastin-like protease inhibitor cvp4. The transcript is spliced from 4 exons. Lineage: Eukaryota; Metazoa; Arthropoda; Insecta; Orthoptera; Acrididae. The record is from RefSeq and is a predicted model, not a curated record. Bases 88 to 543 code for a protein of 151 amino acids. Gene Ontology annotation, molecular function: peptidase inhibitor activity.
CGCUGGGUCGACACAGCUGUCAGAUAGUCGGUCGUGGCUCGGCAGCUGUUAGGUCCAGGCGUCUUCAACACUAGCAGUAUAGCAGCCAUGAACACCACAGCCUCCGUAUUAGUCCUCCUUUUAUUGGCGCUGGGGUCUCUGGUGGAUGCUGAGAAAGAAUGCACUCCUGGCGAGACGAAGCAACUGGACUGCAACACAUGCUUCUGCACCAAUUCCGGCUUGUGGGGAUGCACGCUCAUGGCGUGCCGCCCUUAUACUCUGCAGCCAGUUCCGACACCUGGCGAGGAGGCAACCAGAGUGAGACGGUCUGAGGGACACUGCACGCCCAACACGACGUUCAAGAAGGAAUGCAACACGUGCUCCUGCAACAGGGACGGCACAGCGGCCGUCUGCACGCUCAAGGCCUGCCUCUCGCGCUCCAAGAGGGAAGUGUCCUGCACCCCCGGGGCUACGUACAAGGAGGGGUGUAACAUCUGUCGCUGCCGGUCAGAUGGAAAGUCCGGAGCCUGCACAAGAAAGACCUGCCAAGUGGACUCCAACUGAGGACACCCCUCAACAUUCAACAUUUUCUAAUAACAGUUUGAAGAAACAUGUAUAACAUUUCAUUUAUAGCCUGUUCACUCCUGAGAUAAAAAAAAAGUUGCACCAAAUUUUUCUUUUCAUAUUUUCCAGCAAACCAAUAAAUAAAUGUGACACAAAUGUAAA